AUGCAGCAGCAACAAACAACAGUGCAGCAGCAACAAAACAGCAGUGCAGCAGCAACAAAAAGCAGUGCAGCAGCAACAAACAACAACAAACAGCAGCAACAAACAACAGCAACAAACAGCAGCAACAGGCACCAGUGCAGUAGCACAAACAGCAGUGCAACAGCAACAACAAGUAGACAUCAGUGCACAGCAGCACAAACAGCAAAGCACAACACCAGCAGUGCAGGGUCAGCAAAGCAGACAGCAGCAACCAGCAGACAGCAGAGAGAUACAGUCAGCAAAAAAAGAAUAGCAAAACAAUAA
Messenger RNA from Chenopodium quinoa (quinoa), 303 nucleotides. RefSeq lists its product as uncharacterized. Lineage: Eukaryota; Viridiplantae; Streptophyta; Magnoliopsida; Caryophyllales; Amaranthaceae. The transcript has a single exon. The coding region runs from base 1 to 303 and encodes 100 amino acids. The record is from RefSeq and is a predicted model, not a curated record.